CACCGUGGACCAGGUUUAUGUACACCGACUGCGGCUCAGCCAGUAUUACAUCAAGCUAUCAACACACACACCACGCUGUACCGCCUCCUUUAUAAUGGCCUGCUCGUAUUUAUUCACACUGUGAAGAGCUGGGAAGAAAACAAUGCCCACUUGGAGGUCGCCGGUCUCGAGAGUCAACACCGUGGCAUUUAAAGCUGAUUAAUAAAGGUUAAGAUCAUCUUCAAGUUAACGUUCCGAUUAACCCUAAGUCACCACACGCCUGAGCUGCACACCGACCCUCCAGUCCGAGCGAAGACGACCGAGUUAGUUCGUAUCUCUUCACUACAUCUGGGACACGUACGCUAUCCACGCGUUGGCUUGCAAAGGUAGGGUGAAAAUAACCACCUUAUAACCGGGCCAGCCUCGCCUGAUCCUGGGAGGAGAUAAAAAUAGCCUCUGCCCCAGUUAACACGCUACUCGCUCUCUCUCUGUGUACAGUUAAGGGAUUUACGCCGUCCACUAACAAUGCUACUCGGUUAAACGACUACGCACAAUAGCCGGCUUUAGAAAAUAAUACGGAAAUCCCGCAUCGGGCUUGCUGUUUCACCUUAAGUCCUCGUUAAAGCCCGUGUAAUUGAUGUAAGCUCUAGCUACAGGGUAUCGCUGAUGUAUGGCGUUGGAGUGGCUCGGCGACCCGCUACACAAGAAAGAUGCUCGCCACGAGCAGCGGACGCUGCAGCAACAACACGGCGAUACAAUGCAGACGAUCUUCACUAGUCCUUUACCUCCUCGCCAUUGUUGUUGUCUGCUUGGAGAUACGGCGUGGAGAUGGAGCGAGGAUUCUCGUCCACCCCCUCUCACAGUUUUUCAACUCUCGCCUGCUGAACAUGGAGAAGCUGUCCAUGCUGUUACGUGACCGUGGCCAUGAAGUGACGAUGUUGAUGGGGGACCAUUACCUGCCCAGGAACAACCUGACUGGAAUCUCCAUAGUUACCUUCAAGGUGUCGUCUGCUGACUGCGUGAGGGGCCUUGAAGUUGAGGAAGUAUGGAGGAUGCUACAGCUAUCAAAGCUACAAACCUUUCAACUGAUGCAGGGAAGAAUGCUAACGUAUUGUGAGGGCUUACUAGAAAACCGAGCCCUGCUGAAAUCUCUCAGGGACGCCAAGUUUGACCUUUAUUUAUUCGACUGGAUCGAAGCAUGCACGAAGAUUUUAGUGGAUUAUUUCAACGUGCCUUCAAUAAUGUACUCUAACUACGGCUUAACGAACAGCUGGCCUGUAUUUGGAACGCCGAGCCCCUACGCUUUCGUGCCCGACAUCGGGACAGGCUUCUCUGAUAAAAUGUCAUUCAAAGAGCGUCUAAUUAAUACCAUAGUGAGUAUACUAGGGGAGCUGAUUGUAGACCCCACUCGCCAUCUACAGGUGUUAAGGGACCGCCAUUUCCCCGACUUUCCCUGGGGCAAUGACGUCGGAAGGGGGUUCGACAGGGUAUCCCUUGUCAUUUCCGCGAACACCCAUUAUGGGUUUGAUUACCCCAGGCCACUGAUGCCUCAUAUUAUCCCCAUCUCGGGGCUCGUCUGGACGCCGCUUAAACCCCUCUCAUCAGAUCUCCAGAAAUUCGUCACGGAAGCAGACGACGGGGUGAUAGUGGUCAGUUUCGGGACUCUGAUCCCUAAGUACGACCCCAAGUUUGCGGAGGUCCUAGCCAACGUGUUUUCUCGCCUUUCUCAGCGGGUCUUGUGGCGUUACGUCGGGGAGCUCCCACCUGGCCUGGGGAAGAACGUAAAACUCUUAGAAUGGCUUCCACAAAAUGACCUCUUGGGGCACCCGAAUGUCAAACUUUUUGUCACCCACUGUGGGGCCAGUAGCACGUGGGAGACCCUGUAUCACGCUGUGCCCGUCGUAGCCAUACCUCUGUGGGCGGAUCAACAAGCGCACGCACGAAAACUAACAGAACGCGCCGAAAUCGGCGUGCAGCUCGACAUGAACACACUGGACGAAGCAGCACUGGAAAAUGCAAUACAGGAAGUAUUAAACAAUCCAAAAUAUCAAACAAACGCAAAGAGAAUAUCCUCAAUUGUCAGAGAUCAACAAAACGACCCACAGGAAACGUUUUUAUACUGGGUUAAUUAUGUGAUUAGACACAAGGGGUCUCUGCACCUCAGAUCCCAAGCAGCGGCCAGCUUGUCUUGGUAUCAGUAUCUUUUACUGGAUAUUGUUGCAUUCCUAGUUUUAUGUGUCACCAUUGCGUUGACUGUGUUAUACUUCCUAUGUAGACUGGUAUGGACGUGUGUGUGUUGCAGAUUAUACAAAUCAUUGCGGAGACAAGCUCCUCUUGAAAUCAAUGGACCCGGGCGCCAUCUGACGGAAAACCCCAAUGGGGUGUGCAAAAAGAUAAACUGAAGUAUAGCUGUCAUUAAUUUAUGGAGAGUUAUUUAUGUUCUGUGCAACUAGGUGUAAAUUAAUUAAUCAUGACAAGUCGAGUAUUAUAUUGAAUUUGUUUAUCGAAAUAUUGGCGAUAUUGAUCUUAUAUCGCGCAAAACUUAAUCAUUUCUGUGUUCGUGGAUAUGCGAUUUUUUUAAUUGUAAGAUUGUAAUAGGUCCAGUUAACGCAAACUGUGAAAGGUUUUGCGUUUGAUGCAAUAGACAAACUUACGGGUAGUUAUACAGUGUCGCAAAAAAUUAUUGCUAUAGACUUCAAUCACAGUGUAUUUUCAAAAGAUUUCCCUUUUUUGUACACCUGUCACGUAUAUAUAUAUUUUUACUCAUGACUUCAAGUUUGUGUAUUCUACACACAAUUUUUGUAAUAUGGUUAGUGCCUGCAGUCUUCUAAACAACGUCGGGAUUUUAUCACCAUGUGAUAAACUCUUAAUACAAUUUUGUUAGGAUAAACUAGGGCAGGAUUGAACUGUUUCUAACACAAUGGGAGCGAAAUACCGCAAACCACACCCAAAUUAUUGAAUUAUUGAAUGUAACAAUAGUUCUGCGCGACACUGUACACAUUAAGAGUGAUUUAAAUGUGUGAUGUUGUUGUUGUUGUUGUUGUUGUUGCUUUGUAGACACUGACAUGUGUUGUGGAAGUGUGCGGCAAUGUGUUUUAUCUUCUGUGUAUUGUAAGACUGGGUUCCAUAAACUUAAUCGUUUUAGCGGCUUAAAUGCCUGUCACGUUCACUGAAGCUGCUGGGGGGGAGGGGAAGGCCUAUUAACCUUCGUGCUCUCUUGUCCCUCUAGUUUUUAACAUAGAACCUCUUGAUGGAGUGCUCAUCUUUAUAUUUGUAAAUGUAGAUAAAUACGGCAUAAUUCACUUAACAAUGUACGAGUCAAGUGCAAAGUUUGUAUCAGUUCAAACUAAAACUUAAAUUUGUUUUACGUGUGACUGCUGCACACCUAAAACCAGGAAUCUGUGACUGUGGUAUUGCAUUGGCGCUUUUACACUGAAGCGAGAUCCGCCAUUCUCGAUGGAAACCCUCGUUGCAAUAUGUAUAACGUAAUCUUACCUCAGUUAAAUGUGAACACUGCCUAGUAUGAUAUUUGACUUGCCAGGGAGGGAAGUUAUAGAUGUUAAAAUGGAUAUCGUCCACGGUUAAAAGCAAGUGGAAACGGUUAAUCUUGUAAUAUGGCUAUGAUGCAGUCAUUAUGAAAGGUUUUUUUUUAAUAAAAUUUAGCAUAGGUUUGCCCAUGGGAAUUGUAUGCAAAACUAAAUGCACAUUACUAAAAUCAUUCUCAAUUAUUAUUAUAAUUAUUAUAUACUCACUUCAAUGUAAAUUCAUAUUUCUCAUUCACUGCGCAUGCGUGGUCUGUAUAUUUGUCAUUCUUGCUGACGCAGUGCUAAUAAUUCAUAGAAUUUUUAUUUAUACUGACGAUUUUUUUAUUAUUAAACGUGUUUUUGUA
Messenger RNA from Lingula anatina, 3868 nucleotides. RefSeq names its product UDP-glucuronosyltransferase 2C1. Lineage: Eukaryota; Metazoa; Brachiopoda; Lingulata; Lingulida; Lingulidae. Gene Ontology annotation, molecular function: UDP-glycosyltransferase activity. The record is from RefSeq and is a predicted model, not a curated record.